Molecule: messenger RNA, 591 nt
Organism: Ahaetulla prasina
Lineage: Eukaryota; Metazoa; Chordata; Lepidosauria; Squamata; Colubridae
Gene: DBI
Product: diazepam binding inhibitor, acyl-CoA binding protein
Exons: 4
Coding region: 150-416 (88 amino acids)
Biological process (GO): fatty acid metabolic process
Molecular function (GO): fatty-acyl-CoA binding
Source: RefSeq, a predicted model, not a curated record
GUGAUUGGUCGGCAUCCACUGGGCUGAUGAGUGAAAUAGUGGCUCCGGCAAAGCGAAAAAACUGCAAAGGGGAAGCGUGUUCUCAGUAGUUUAGGCGGUCUUCGGUCUUUUUCUCGUUCCUGUCGAGGAUCUCCGACUAUCUUGCAAUUAUGACGCAGGCAGAGUUUGAUAAAGCAGCUGAAGAAGUUAAGAACCUGAAGACACAACCAUCAGAUCAAGAAUUGCUGGAUCUCUACGCCCACUUUAAGCAAGUUACAGUUGGAGAUACAAAUACAGAACGCCCUGGAAUGUUUGAUUUAAAAGGCAAAGCGAAGUGGGACGCCUGGAAUAAAUUAAAAGGUAUGUCCAAAGAAGAUGCAAUCAAAAUAUAUAUAGCCAAAGUUAAUGAGAUGAAGGAGAAAUAUGGAAUGAAAUGAACUCCUGCCUGAAUGGAAAUAUGCUUUACUAACAAUAUGGAUACUUAAAUUGUAUAGCACACAGUACUGCCAACAGUGCCAAACAUUUGCCACUUCUGAAUAGCUGUGUAAAUUUUCUUCUAAUGGUUUAUAGAAUAAAAAUACCCAGUCAGUGUUCAACUGAUUGGUAACAACA